ACGUCAUGACAUAUUUUGCUUUCGCGGGGAUGUCAAAACAUUCAGUUGUCAUCGUUUGGUGAAUGGCCAUCUCACAUAUUAUCAUGGCUAUGUCAGCGGAAAUAUUUAUGGUGGCCAUGUGAGAAAUUAGGACAUGUGGAUGGCUUCGAUUGAUUAUAAUGACAGGAUGUGACAUGACAAGGAGAGCAUAUCCACAACAGAAAGGCAGAAUAGUGUGACAUCAGUAAAAAUGUCACGAGACAAUGGUGUACUGUCCAGUACCUUCACAGAGGUCUUCAAGUGCACGUCUCUGGAGAAAGAGCUGUCAUUGUGGGAGCAGGUGUAUCAAAGUCUCACUACUCCGACAGAAGAAACGGAGGAUUUCACGCUGACCAAUCACAGGACAGAAGCAGCUGAUGCUGGUCAUGUUGCAUCCAAGCGUGAUCCUCAUCUUCUCAGUCUUACGCAAACAGAAAUUGACAAUUUUGUGAUAUAUACAUUUGUGCGGAGGUAUGGAUGGUCGGAAGGGGUCAGGUUGAGUCUGACUGAUGCAAAGAUCGUGGUAGAGACUGGUGUGCCAGAAGUGAAGUCUGUCACCAAAAUUCACAGACAACAGUUGGAUUCACAGUUGGAUACAAUCAUUGAAUGGCUGUCCGAGCAGUGUGUGUGUUCAGAGUUACUGAGGAGUUUCCUGAAACUAGUCAAAGAAGCCUCAACCCUGCCGAUAGUGAGGAACAGGUCGGUGGUCCACACUCUCACCUGGCUACAAGGGACAGGGGAGCAGUUAAACAGAGCAGGCGUUCUCCCACUUGUAAAUGACUUCAUCUUAGCAGCAUUGACAGACGUCUGGUCAGCCAUACGUAAAGUCGGCUGUAACAAGCUGGGAGAUAUCAUAGGCUGCUUGUCUGAUGUGCAUCAAGAGGUGGUGUGGAACAGCCUCGUCAGGGUUUGUAAUGAUGAAGACACAACCUGGCAAGCAGUAGAUGGUGCUAUGUUAGGCAUCACUGCUAUAGUACAGCAUCUACACUCAGACAGAACAGCCAACCAGGUGAGCUUACUGUUAUCACCCAUUCUGCUUGUGAUUCCUCCUAUUCCUGGAUUUGUACAGCGAGAUAUUCUCACAGUAGUGUUUGGAGUUAUCUCCCAUUCCCAGCUGCCCAUACGAGAGUCGGCAGUGAAGGCAGUGUCUGCCUACAUUAGUCUAGUAGACAAACAGGAAUCAUUAAGAAUCCUGGGGCAGACGUUAGACCUGUUGAGAAGAGGAAAUCAUCAACAUGUUGACCAGGGAAGUCAAGAGUUUGUUGGUGCCUACAAAGCUGAGGGUUUGCUGAAUGUCUGCCAGUCUGUGAUCAAGAGUCUGUCGUUGCCCUCUCUGCUGCCAUGUUGGGGUGCUUACCUCUCCUCAUUCCUCCAUCACCUGGCUCACCCUGCAUCCUCUGUACGUCAGUCAGCUAGCUCCGUCUUCAAACUCUUGGUCCAGAAAUCCAGUGAGAAUGUUGUGUUGUUGUGCCAGGUGUUGCACACCCUGACUGAAGGCUGGACCACGUCUAUGUGUGAUGGAGCUCCAGCACCAGAUUCACAGACUCUCUCCUGGGAGGCUAAGGAAGGUCGUAUGUUUGCCUUUGAGGUCAUCUGCAGUUUCCUCAUCAAGAAUCACAUCAGGCAGAUGUUUUCAAGAAGGAAACCUAUCAAGUUGGAGAGUGAUCGCCUUUCUCCUGAAACCAAGGUCAUUCACCACAGUGUUUCUGUGGCCGAGGAAGGAGGCAACAUGGCCGUCCCAGUUCUCCAGGCCAAGACAGACAGCAAUCAGGAGUCUCCAAGCCUUUCUGUCAUAGCAGCCCUGAGACUGCACAGUAGGACAGAGGGACAGGUCAGAAUCUAG
This is a messenger RNA of Haliotis rubra (blacklip abalone), 1861 nucleotides long. RefSeq lists its product as uncharacterized. The transcript is spliced from 14 exons. Bases 230 to 1861 code for a protein of 543 amino acids. NCBI's taxonomy places the organism in Eukaryota, Metazoa, Mollusca, Gastropoda, Lepetellida, Haliotidae. The record is from RefSeq and is a predicted model, not a curated record.